AUGGACACCAAUCCAAAUUUAUGCAACACUGUACUUAUAGAUUGGAUCCCUGAAAUUCCUAUCAAGGUGAUAUGUUUCGUCUGGAGUGCCGCUAUGGAGAGAAUCCCCAUUACAAUUGGCCUAUCAAAAAGAGGUGUAAAACUGGUAGAUGUUAACUGUGGUCAAUGUUCUAAUAUUGAAGAAACGGUGUCUCACAUAUUCUUUAAAUGUCCAUAUGCAAAAACAGUUUGGGAGUGUAUUAUAAGGUGGUGUAAGAUCAAGCUCCCCCAUUGCGAAUCGUUGGAGGAUAUCCUAAAAUUUACUAGAUCGUGGGGACACUGCCCAAAGAAAAGGAAAAUACUCGUGAGUAUAUGCUAUGGCACAAUUUGGUGGUUAUGGAAAGCAAGGUGCGAAAUAUUUUUCAAAGAAAUCAAGAUUCCGCCCACUAAGACAGCUGACAAUAUACAGGGCAUGGUGUUCAUUUUGCUUAAACAUAGAAGUUCAAAUUACCCCAUUAAAUGGGUCGAUUGGAACAUCUAUCCCUUCUGUUGA
Molecule: messenger RNA, 531 nt
Organism: Lactuca saligna
Lineage: Eukaryota; Viridiplantae; Streptophyta; Magnoliopsida; Asterales; Asteraceae
Source: the annotation of a GenBank genome assembly